AGCUGUCAAAGCAAAGGGCAAGCAAAAUAUCAAAAAAUCAUCGUCAUCGUCGUCGCGCUUUGUUGCGGUAAAAAGCAAGUUCCUACCGGGGUUUUGUUUCGGCACUUGGGCGUUCGUAACUGGGUGGAAAUCGCUACUCCACUGCGAUUUGUUUUCGAGUGAUUAGGUGGGGACCGGUUUGCAUUUGCACACAGCAUGGCGGUAAAGGCCAUUAACGACGAGGGACACUUCCAGGCCGAACUGUCGGCCGCUGGUGGUAAGCUUGUGGUGGUCGAUUUCACAGCGACCUGGUGCGGUCCGUGCCGCAAUAUUGCCCCGCUGUUUGAGCAGCUGCCGGGCAAGUACCCGAAAGCCGUGUUCCUUAAGGUGGACGUAGACAAAUGUGCCGAUACGGCGGCGACCCAGGGUGUAUCCGCGAUGCCAACUUUCAUCUUCUACCGUGCCAGGACCAAAAUUGACCGACUACAGGGAGCAGAUAUCAAUGGGCUAGAGGCAAAGAUACAGAAACAUUAUGCGGCCAGUGCAGAUGAAUCCGGAGAGGACUAUGGUCAGGGAAUGCUUGACCUAAACACCUUCAUCCAGAAGAACCAGUGCGAGUGCUUAAACGAAGCGGACGACCAUCCGUGGACGAAUGCGCUGACCGCGACCGGUGGCCACCUAGCGUCCGACUGUGACGAGCAGCUCAUCGUAUCGAUUACCUUCAACCAGGUGGUGAAACUGCACUCGCUGAAAAUUAAAGCACCACCGACGCACGGCCCGAAGAACAUUAAGCUGUUCAUUAACCAACCCCGUACGCUCGACUUCGAUAUGGCCGACUCGUACGUUUCGGUGCAGGAUCUGGAGGUCGAUCCGAAGGAUCUGGAAACGGGCAACCCGAUCAAGCUGCGGUUUGUCAAGUUCCAGAACGUGCAGAACAUUCAGCUGUUCGUGAAGGAUAAUCAGUCCGGUGGCGAGACGACAAUCAUUGACCAUCUGGCCUUCAUCGGGCAGCCGAUAGCGACGACGAAGAUGGACGAUUUUCAGCGUGUGGCCGGCAAGAAGGGUGAAAGUCACUGAGCAAAGGAGCAAACCGCGGAGUGAGUGUGAUCGGUUUCGGUGAUCCGCGACAAAUCCUGCCCGACAAGUACACGAGUGUUAUGAUGGUAUCGAUCGUCGGCAUGCAAAGACGCCGGACCCUGUUUUGCGAUUCUUUUUCUCAUUAAUCGGAAGUAUGAUUUAAUAAAAAAAAAGCUAAUAACUAACAA
Anopheles stephensi (Asian malaria mosquito) is the source of this 1244-nucleotide messenger RNA. It is a transcript of the gene Txl, whose product is annotated as thioredoxin-like protein 1. The record is from RefSeq and is a predicted model, not a curated record. The coding region runs from base 196 to 1056 and encodes 286 amino acids. The transcript is spliced from 3 exons. NCBI's taxonomy places the organism in Eukaryota, Metazoa, Arthropoda, Insecta, Diptera, Culicidae.